Messenger RNA from Daldinia vernicosa, 1793 nucleotides. RefSeq lists its product as uncharacterized. Bases 552 to 1367 code for a protein of 271 amino acids. Lineage: Eukaryota; Fungi; Ascomycota; Sordariomycetes; Xylariales; Hypoxylaceae. The transcript has 4 exons. Gene Ontology annotation, cellular component: cytoplasm; membrane. The record is from RefSeq and is a predicted model, not a curated record.
CUCAUUAAUAUUAGUUUUACUCUAAUUUAAGAAACAUUAAAGUUUUGAAUUUUGACUUCAAAAGUAUUAAGGCUGCAAGGAGGAAGAAGUGCCGAUCGGUACUAUUUGUAUGGUCACGUCACUUGACUUAGAGGCGGUGCAAUCACCCCCUCCAACGUCGGGCCUUCCUUUUCUCCAACGUCGAAACUGCCAUGUGCACCUGUCAGCCUGUACAUAGUCGAAUUUAAUUAUUUCCCCUCUAGAAUUCCAUCAAUCAUCAAAACUUAGUCUAAACCAACUAAAUUUAUUUAUCCAGUUUCCGUUCAAUCAGGACCAGAAUCCAUUCGACGUCCACUGUUCCCCCAGCUCAAUAAGACGGGACAGAUCUUUCGCAGCAGACCCUCUUUCGAACUUGGCAUUGGUGGUUAACGGGGCGAAAACGGGGCUCUUCUGUCUUAUCGGAGCCACCAAUCUGUCGUCAUCGAUCGUAAAAUCCCCAGCACAAGCGGAUUCGACGAGCACGAUUUUCAUUUUAUUCUUUUUAUCUAGUAGUUUCCUCCGAUUCUUCCACAAUGUCUUGGGAACUCACCCGGCGCCGCUUUUCUCGAGCAGUCAAUAGCAAAUUCAUAUUCGACCGCAUCCCUCUUCUUCAUGCUGUCAUAUUCUUUAUCGAGAUGGCUAUCAUGGCGCGCUUGGUGUCGCGUUUCAACGCCUACUAUGAUGAACGGCCAGUACUUACAAUGAUGGUGACGAACGCCGUCCUUGGAGGUAUUGCCGAUACCGUAGCGCAAACGAUCACAUCCGUCCGAGAACGAGCCCUGCGAAAGCCCGGCGGCCUUUCAAAAGACGAUACGGCAGCGAUCGAGAUUCACGAGCUAGAUCGCAAGAAUCCUUGGACCGAACGGGAUCUGAUUCCGGAUUCUAAGGCUCUCCCACCGCCCUUCGACUUCGAGCGAUUGACGAGAUUCAUGGCGUAUGGUUUCUGCAUGGCUCCUCUCCAAUACAAGUGGUUUAGCUUCCUCUCACGGGCAUUCCCUAUUACGAAGAACAGCGCAUUCGCCCCAGCGAUGAAGCGGGUGGCUCUCGACCAGCUAGUUUUUGCCCCAUUCGGCAUCGCUUGUUUCUUUACAGUCAUGACCGUAGCAGAGGGGGGUGGCCGUAGGGCGGUUGUUCACAAGCUUAGGGACAUGUACAUUCCAACUCUGAAGGCGAACUACAUGAUUUGGCCUGCCGUACAGGUCAUCAACUUUAGGUUAAUGCCGGUUCAGUUCCAGCUACCUUUCGUCUCUACCGUUGGUAUUGCUUGGACCGCAUACCUUUCGCUGACGAAUGCUUCUGAGGAGCCUGAGCAAAAGACGGCUCCUUACUCUCCUAAUAUUCGUCUUUAGUGAGUAAGUGAAAACGAUCGGUCCGUGUGGAAAAGACUACUAGACUCUUCCUUCGCUGUAUAUCAAAUUCGUUGAAACGAUGUGUCGGCAGGCGUUACGGCAUCGGAGAGCGUGGUCUUGGUGGGUUAAUCGAUCAUCAAUCGAUAUGAUCGAUAUAGUAUAGGUGGGUAUUGGAUGGGCGCAUUCGUUCUUGGAUUGAAAAGAUAAAAUUAGCGGCUUGGGUAUAACCUUGUACUUACGCUGAGUAGACGCAAGAAAUCAGAAGCAUUAUCUGCAUGCAUGUCUCGACUAGAGAAUGUCAUUGGAUAAUUCGGAGAGAAUAUUACCUAUUAUCACAUGAAACCGUAAUACGAUAGUAUGACCCAAUGAUUGAUUCAUAGGUAUGUAUGGAGAGCUGAGGGAGAAAAAUAAGGCGACACGACAAUC